This is a messenger RNA of Dromiciops gliroides (monito del monte), 171 nucleotides long. Its product is annotated as 40S ribosomal protein S29-like. The transcript has a single exon. The record is from RefSeq and is a predicted model, not a curated record. The coding region runs from base 1 to 171 and encodes 56 amino acids. Gene Ontology annotation, cellular component: cytosolic small ribosomal subunit. Gene Ontology annotation, molecular function: zinc ion binding; structural constituent of ribosome. NCBI's taxonomy places the organism in Eukaryota, Metazoa, Chordata, Mammalia, Microbiotheria, Microbiotheriidae.
AUGGGUUACUAUCAGCUCUACUGGAGCCACCCUCAAAAAUUCAGUCAGGAGUCUCUGUUGUGCCGCAUGUGUUUGAACCGGCAUGGCCUGAUCCACAAGUACGGCCUAAACAUGUGCUGCCAGUGCUUCCAUCAGUAUGUGAAAGACAUCGGUUUCAUCAAGUUGGACUAA